This is a messenger RNA of Trifolium pratense (red clover), 2446 nucleotides long. RefSeq names its product RNA demethylase ALKBH10B-like. Gene Ontology annotation, biological process: mRNA catabolic process. The transcript is spliced from 6 exons. The record is from RefSeq and is a predicted model, not a curated record. Gene Ontology annotation, molecular function: demethylase activity; mRNA binding. Bases 258 to 2024 code for a protein of 588 amino acids. Lineage: Eukaryota; Viridiplantae; Streptophyta; Magnoliopsida; Fabales; Fabaceae.
UCAUCAUCAUAUCAUAUAUAUAACAAUAACAUUUUCAUUUCAUAUUUCAUACUAUACUAUUUAUUUUCACUCUCAUUAACAUAAACCCCUUUUUCUCUUACCUCUUCAUAUUUCUAAUAACAAACAAACUUUGUUUUCAUUUUGAAACAAAAACAAAUUCACCUGCAAAUUUCAAUAUCCAGAUUCCGCAGGAAAAACAACACCAUUGUUCUUCCCCCGAUAUCUCGGAUCACACAUCACACAAUCAUCCAUCAACCAUGGCGGCUGGUCCAGCAUCAACCACCACCACCGCAACCACUACCGAUCGACCUUCCAUGCCACCAACAACAACAACCGUUCCUCUUCAACCACCACCACCAAUGCUCGUAUCUGAUUCAUUCGCUAAAGAUGCUAUUCUCGCUUGGUUUCGUGGCGAGUUUGCUGCUGCUAAUGCUAUCAUCGAUGCUCUUUGUUCUCAUCUCUCUCAUCUUUCUUCAUCCGCUGAUUAUACCAAUGUUUUCGCCGCUAUUCAUCGUCGUAGACUCCAUUGGAUCCAAAUCCUUCAGAUGCAAAAGUAUCACUCCAUUGCUGAUGUCGCUCUUCAGCUUCGUAUAGUCGCUGAAAACAACAAAACUGCGAUUCAAGAAGAACAAGAACAAUAUGUCAUUGAAAAUGAUGUCGUCGUUGCCGAGGAGGAGGAGCCGGAGCCGGAGGUGGAACAACAGAAAGUCAUCAAUGGUGGUGGUGGUGAUGAACACGAGGAGUAUGAUUCACCCGAGAGUGAGAUCACUGAUUCAGGAUCUCAAGAAAACCAGACUAGUUCAAUGAACAUUGAUAUAUGUUCCAAUCAUGAAGAAUGUGAAGAACGUCCUUCACAGUUUAAGUUGACAAAAGGUUUCACAGCAAAAGAGUCAGUGAAGGGGCACAUGGUGAAUGUUGUGAAAGGGUUGAAAUUAUAUGAAGAUGUUUUCACUGAUUCAGAAUUGUGCAAGCUGUCAGAUUUUGUCAAUGAGAUCCAUACUGCUGGCCAGAAUGGGGAACUGUCUGGUAAACCACUGUUGAACUUUGUGUGUGUCGGGAUAAAGACAAAUUAUAUAGCAAGACCAUCUAUGGCAGCUCCAAUGUAUUUGUGCGGUUAUACAACGAAUCAAAUAUUUCUUACAUUACUAUCUUCUUGCAUACUUGUAGGUGAAACUUUUAUAUUAUUCAACAAACAGAUAAAGGGUAACAAGAGAGAGCUGAUUCAGCUGGGUGUUCCAAUAUUUGGACAGAUAAAGGAGGACACAAAAAGUAAUAUAGAGCCAAUUCCAGCAAUUCUGCAACGUGUCAUCGAUCACUUUAUUCAAUGGCAUUUACUUCCAGAGUACAAAAGACCAAAUGGUUGUAUCAUCAACUUUUUUGAAGAGGGGGAGUUUUCUCAGCCAUUCCUGAAACCACCGCAUCUGGAUCAACCUGUGACCACUCUUCUUCUCUCUGAAUCAACCAUGGCUUUUGGGCGUAUCCUUGUGAGUGAAAACGAUGGGAACUACAAGGGACCACUCAUGCUCUCAUUGAAGCAGGGGUCUCUCGUGGUGAUGAGAGGAAACAGUGCUGACAUGGCAAGGCACGUCAUGUGUCCAUCUCCAAACAGAAGGGUGAGCAUCACCUUCUUUAGAGUGAGGCCAGACUCCAAUCAAUGCCAAUCACCAACUCCUACCAUGACAAAUUCAAUGACUCUCUGGCAACCUGCCAUUGCUAAUCCGUAUGCUUUGCCAAAUGGAACUAUAAGUUGCGGCUAUGACGGUAUGGACAUGAUGAUGCCCAAAUGGGGAAUGCUUCCUGGCCCGAUGAUGAUGCUGACACCUAUGCGUCCUAUGGCAUUGAAUCCCCGUAAACUUGCUGGUGGUGGUACUGGAGUCUUCUUGCCAUGGAAUGUCCCAUCCAGAAAACCUGCAAAGCAUCUUCCACCACGUGCACAGAAAGGAAGGCUUCUAGCAUUGCCUUCUCCUGUUGAGCCACACAUUGGAGAGUCCACUUCUGAACCCAGCAUUUGUGUCGAAGGAUGAGAACAAAUUUGGUUAUGAAGCAGCCUUGGGUUCAAAGACAUGCGAAACAUGAUAGGUGACUUUCAAGCUCCAGUUAUUUUCUCUGCACUCUGGAGCUUACAUUUUGUUGUACAAACAGGGUCCACCCCAGGUGUUGCUACAGAAGUUUGGUUCAUUCUUUUUAUUUCACACCCUUUCUUCUACUUUUUUUUCUUCCUCUUGGAUAGAGUAGAUUCUAGUGGAGUUCACAACGGUAUUUUUAUGUUUGCCAAUCAUGGUAAGAGCUUUAGUAGAAUAGUCAAGCUUUCAAAAUUGAAGAGUGUGAAUUAUAUCUGAUAUAUCAGUUUGUAAGAAUGAUAUUUUUAAGUUAACCAUCUUUUUAGACGAAUCAAAUCGUCAUUGGGAUGCUUAGUUAUUUAUUAAUGAUUUUCUCUAUUCAUAUA